AUGCUGUAUCCGAUGGUGGAGUCCUGUCUGCCCACUAAUAUAUUACAAGCAUGGCAAAGAAGUGCGAAGUGGAAGGAUGCUGACAAAACCACAAAUAAGUUGAAUAAAUUGAUGCAGUUCUUACGUAUGGAAGUUGAAGUGAACGACGUCGGUAGCGGAAGUCAUAAAAUCGAAGUUCUGAUUGGAGGUGAUAUUUAUGGGAAGUUGCUGACUGGAAAGUUGCAUCAAUUAGAAAGCGGGUUAACUGCAAUUGAGACACUAUUAGGGUGGACUGUUUUGGGAAAAGUAAAAACUUGUGGUGAAUGGUCUUCUACUAGUAUGAUAGUUACGUCAAUGCUCAAUUCGUCAUCCACAAUUACAAAUUUGUGGGAUUUAGAAAAAAUUGGUAUUGACGAUCCUUGUGAAAAGCUAACAAAGGCCGAAGUCGAUGACCAAGUGCGGGAACAUUUUCGGCAGACCGUAUCAAGGGAUAGUGACGCUCAGAGAAGGUUAGAAAAUGCGACACAAAAGUUGAAAGCAGACGGAAAGUACAUGGACUACGAACAGGUAUUUAAACAAUGGUUAAACCUUGAUGUAAUAGAAGAAGUAAAAGGUGAAUGUGUAAGUUGUCAUUAUUUACCACACCGACCUGUGUACAAACCAGACAGUAGCACUACAAAGGUGCGACCGGUAUUUGACGCAUCAUGUUGUAGUGCAGGUGGCGCGUCAAGUCUUAAUCAAUGUUUAGCUAAGGGGCCCAAUCUGCUCGAACUUAUUCCUGACCUCCUCUUACGCUUUAGAGAAAAGUCAGUCGCUGCAACAGCUGAUAUUGAAAAAGCAUUUUUGAUGAUUGGAGUUAAGGAAGAUGAUCGAAACUUCCUACGGUUUCUCUGGUGGGAGGAUUCUACAUGUUCAGAUAUGAAAAUUUAUCGACAUAAGCGUGUCGUUUUUGGUGUUAACUGUAGUCCAUUCCUUUUAUCUGCAGUUAUUGAAUACCAUUUGCGAAGAGUUGAUCAGCAUCUUAGGUCAACAGCGGAUAAGUUAUUAACAACGUUAUAUAUGUUGAUAAUGUAG
Messenger RNA from Photinus pyralis (common eastern firefly), 1053 nucleotides. RefSeq lists its product as uncharacterized. Bases 1 to 1053 code for a protein of 350 amino acids. The transcript has 3 exons. Lineage: Eukaryota; Metazoa; Arthropoda; Insecta; Coleoptera; Lampyridae. The record is from RefSeq and is a predicted model, not a curated record.